AUGGCGUGUUUGGUGUCGUGGCUCCCUUAUAUGGGCGUACCGGGACUCAUGGCCUUCUUUGCGUUGCUUAAACUUGCCGACGCCGACCUGAUGCUUCUGUUCAAGUCGAAGUUCGGACGUUCGAUAGCAACCCUGAGAGGAAAAGUAAUAUGGAUCACAGGAUCAUCAAGUGGCAUUGGCGAGUACCUUGCAUAUGAGCUAGCCAAAGUCGGAUCUCGUCUAGUCCUCUCUGGCACCAACCUGGAGAAACUAGAGCUUGAAAAAAACAACUGCCUUGAGUUUGGUAAAGACAAAGGGACAGAAGUCCUUGUUCUCCCAUUCAGCAUUUGCAACUUCUCGACACACAGCGAGCAGCUUCAAAAGGUCCUGGACCAUUUUGGCAAGUUGGAUGUCCUCGUUAACAAUGCUGGCCGUAGCCAGCGAGCUAACUUUGAGGAGACUCCUGUCGAGAUCGACAAAGAGAUGUUUGACUGCAACGCCUUCGGUGCCACAUCUCUUACGCGGUGUGUUGUGAAGUAUUUUAAAGAAAAGGGCGUGCAAGCUCGUGUUGUGGUCACCAGCAGCACGGCUGGAAAGCUUGGUGCGCCUUUCUCAGCCACCUACACUGGUUCCAAGCAUGCACUCCAGGGCUACUAUGAGUGCUUGCGCCUGGAAGGUGUGAUUCUAGGAGGUUUAGAUGUCACCGUCACCUAUCCAGGACCUGUAUUCUCACGUAUCCGGGAGCGUGCAUUUACUGCCACCCCUGGCAAGCUGUACAACAUGAAGGACGCGCUCAAGUCUCGACUCAUGCCCAUCGAACGCUGCGCUCAGCUCAUCGCAGUUGCCAUAGCCAAUAAUAUGGAUGAAGUUUGGAUUUCCCAGAAUCCCAUCCUCGUCGCCAGCAAACCUUCAGCAUUGUUGGAUGAUGGGAACCCCGACUGGGCGCCGUCGCAGCUCUUGGGUCAUGGACGCGAUGGUUCCUAA
Messenger RNA from Dermacentor andersoni, 963 nucleotides. RefSeq names its product dehydrogenase/reductase SDR family member 7-like. Gene Ontology annotation, molecular function: oxidoreductase activity. The record is from RefSeq and is a predicted model, not a curated record. NCBI's taxonomy places the organism in Eukaryota, Metazoa, Arthropoda, Arachnida, Ixodida, Ixodidae.